AUGCUAGAGCAGUUGCACCAGCAGGGCUACCAGAGGAGGAAAGCACGUCAGCAGAUGCAGAGCAGGGAGGCUAUGAGCCCACAGGACUCCAAGGCAGCUGGGGCAGAGGCCAUGGAGGGACACAAGGCUCAAAGCCACAAUCGGGGGCAUAUGGAGCCCACAGCGCCUCUGCUUCCUCCUCCUUCACCACCGCCAACUGGGCUGCCGGAAUACCCACGGCCGAGGCUUAUUUUCCACACGCAGCUGGCUCACGGAAGCCCCACGGGCCGAAUCCAUGGAUUCACCAAUGUGAAGGAGCUGUAUGCCAAGAUUGCUGACGUUUUCAACAUCUCUCACUCAGAGAUCCUGUUUUGUACCCUCAACUCCCAUAAAGUUGACAUGCAGAAGUUACUGGGGGGGCAGAUUGGACUGGAGGACUUUAUAUUUGCUCAUGUCAGAGGAGAGACUAAGGAAGUGGAGGUGACCAAGACAGAGGACGCAUUGGGCCUCACCAUCACAGACAAUGGUGCUGGAUAUGCAUUCAUUAAGAGAAUAAAGGAAGGCAGCACUAUAGAUCGACUGAAGACAGUGUGUGUUGGUGAUCACAUCGAGGCCAUCAAUGACCAGAGCAUUGUGGGAUGUCGACAUUACGAAGUGGCCAAGAUGCUGAAAGAGCAACCAAGAGGCAUUCCCUUCACUCUACGCCUAGUCGGACCGAAGAGGGCCUUUGACAUGAUUGGAAUGAGGACUAAAGUACCCAAGUCGAAUGAGGGCAAGAUAGUCAAAGGAAGGGAAACCCUGCGCCUUCGUUCCAAAGGUUCCGCUACCGUCCAGGAAGUGCAGAAUGAGUUUGAAGAGCGGGCCACCAUGAAAGUGGAUGACCUGCUGGAAAGCUACAUGGGCAUCCGAGAUUUAGAGCUCGCAACCACCAUUGUGGAAGCGGGCAAAGACAAGAAGAACCCUGAUGACUUUGCAGAAGCUCUGGACUCAGUUCUGGGAGAUUUCGCUUUUCCUGAUGUGUUUUUGUUUGAUGUCUGGGGAGCAAUUGGAGAUGUCAAGAAUGGGAGAAUCUAGAUUUUUAUUGAGACCAUAGAGCGGUGUCCCCUGGCACAUCCAAUUAAAAAAAGGCAUUGUAGCCUUCUUAUUUCUUACAUGAAUUUUUAAUUCAUUCAUACAUGUUUAAUGCUUGCAUACAUUUAAUAUUUAUGCAAGAAUCACUUUCUUUUAAAACUACGGCAGGUACUGAAAUUAAUGUAUUGUUUCUGUUUUGGUAUUUAGGCACAUUAUUGUUCACAUCGGACUGAGGAUUUAACCACUGUGUACAUUAUCAGGUCAAAUAAAUAAUGCACAGAAAAGCUAUUGCAUUUACAGUACAGUAGAAGUCACUUUUAAAUAAUUAAUAGAAAAAAAUAAUGAGCAAUCAUGUUUACAACAACACCAAUUGUACAAUAGUUAAGAUUGUGUUUAGUUUUGAAAGAAAAAAAAAAAGAAAAAAAAAGGCGUCUUGGAUUCCAGACGACAUUGUCAUAUCCGUUCAAAAUAAUUUUCCUGUUGGUCUUUGAAGAUAAUGACUUAAGAGCAUCUGUCAGAAAAGAACUGCAACAGGAAAAACAACUGGUCUUUGAUCAAAACCAGGAUGUUAGAUAUACUAUAGUGAAUGUUUGUGGAUUUUUAGUUCAAGGCUUCUCAAGAGUUAUAGUAAAAGAAAUACAAAAAUGGAGAAGGUUUCUUUUAAAACCAUGUAUUUAAAAGGUAUAUUAUUAUUUCUUUUAGACACCAGGAGGCAACAAACCAGCUUCCCUCUUUAUGAACUAAAUAUUCUUCACUGCUCUGUGUUCAAUAGAGACAUUACUACUGUAGGUUUGUGUGGCUCUGCUAUGGUAAACAAGGUGUCAAGUUAUGCUCUGUAAUGCAGAAUGUAUUAUUGCUAGCUGAUGUUUGUCUGAAAGCGAUGUUUUACUUUGACGCGUUGUACGGUACUCUAUGAAAGAUCUCCAUCUAAACACGUGACUAUGUUUGACAAUUUUCACAUU
Messenger RNA from Phyllopteryx taeniolatus (common seadragon), 2012 nucleotides. RefSeq names its product GIPC PDZ domain containing family, member 3 (gene gipc3). Lineage: Eukaryota; Metazoa; Chordata; Actinopteri; Syngnathiformes; Syngnathidae. Gene Ontology annotation, molecular function: protein binding. The transcript is spliced from 6 exons. The coding region runs from base 1 to 1053 and encodes 350 amino acids. The record is from RefSeq and is a predicted model, not a curated record.